UCACCGCCAAAGCAGAACAGAGCAACAAGAGAAGAAGACAUGGCAAAAUCUCCACAAACUGAACUCCCUCUCAAAGCUUUUGGUUGGGCUGCUUCAGACACUUCUGGCAUCCUUUCCCCUUUUCAUUUCUCCAGAAGGGAAAAUGGCGACGAUGACGUCACUCUCAAGAUUCUUUUUUGUGGGGUUUGUCAUUCUGAUCUCCACACUGUCAAAAACGAUUGGGGUUUCACCACUUACCCUGUUGUUCCUGGGCAUGAAAUUGUUGGUGUUGUGACAAAAACUGGAAAUAAUGUGACAAAAUUCAAAGUAGGUGAUAAAGUUGGAGUUGGUGUAAUAGUAGAUUCUUGCAAGGCAUGUGACAGUUGCCAACAGGAUCUUGAGAAUUACUGUCCCCGACCUGUGUUUACCUAUAACUCUCCUUAUAAUGGUACACGAACUCAAGGUGGUUAUUCUGAUUUUGUGGUUGUUCACCAGCGUUAUGUGCUCCAAUUUCCUGAAAACUUACCCCUUGAUGCUGGUGCUCCAUUGCUGUGUGCUGGCAUUACUGUGUAUAGUCCAAUGAAAUAUUAUGGGAUGACUGAGCCUGGCAAACACUUGGGAGUGGCAGGGCUUGGUGGGUUAGGCCAUGUUGCAAUCAAAUUUGGUAAGGCAUUUGGGCUGAAAGUUACUGUCAUUAGUACCUCCCCAAACAAGGAAGCUGAGGCCAUUCACAGACUUGGGGCUGAUUCUUUCCUUGUUUCCUCAGACCCUGCAAAAAUGAAGGAAGCUAUGGGAACCAUGGACUAUAUCAUAGAUACAAUUUCUGCUGUUCAUUCUCUGAUUCCACUGCUAGGCCUUCUGAAGCUGAAUGGGAAGCUAGUCACUGUUGGGUUGCCUAGCAAGCCGCUUGAGCUGCCCAUCUUUCCAUUAGUUGCAGGACGGAAGCUGAUAGGGGGAAGCAACUUUGGAGGGCUAAAGGAGACUCAAGAAAUGCUUGAUUUCUGCGGAAAGCACAACAUAACUGCAGAUAUUGAGCUUAUUAAGAUGGACCAAAUAAACACUGCCAUGGAAAGGCUUAGCAAAGCUGAUGUCAAGUAUCGCUUUGUCAUUGAUGUGGCUAACUCAUUCUCAAGUUUGUAGAAAGCCAAAGCCACCUUUAUUCUCCAACUCUUGGCAUGCCAUGCGAGGCCUUAAAUGUCUCGGUAUUUUGGGAUUAUUUUAAAUUGCUAUUAGAUGCGCAACUUUAUAUACGAGAACAUCCUCUCGUCGAUUAAAUUACUUUGGGUUUUGAAUUUUAUUUUAUUUUCCCUCUUAUCAUUUUGAAGUCCUAGACUACGUACGCCUUUUCCAUUUUGGGAGUGAAUCUAAGUCGGCCAUUCAAAGUUUUUAAUGCUACCGACAUUUUACCAUCAAAUUAAUUUUUCAAAUAUUUAAAU
This is a messenger RNA of Abrus precatorius (Indian licorice), 1415 nucleotides long. Its product is annotated as probable mannitol dehydrogenase. The transcript is spliced from 5 exons. NCBI's taxonomy places the organism in Eukaryota, Viridiplantae, Streptophyta, Magnoliopsida, Fabales, Fabaceae. Gene Ontology annotation, molecular function: cinnamyl-alcohol dehydrogenase activity; zinc ion binding. Bases 40 to 1119 code for a protein of 359 amino acids. The record is from RefSeq and is a predicted model, not a curated record. Gene Ontology annotation, biological process: lignin biosynthetic process.